ACUUGCCAAAAGCCUGACACAAGACCACGUGGUCCUCACAUGUCAGGAAAGACACGUGUUAUACAGAAUCUUAGCAAUUUACGGUGGACCCAGAAUCCAUGCUUGACUGCCAAGUGUCAUCGCCUAAAUUGGCGAGUACAAUCUGUUCAUCUACUUGAAGACAUUAAAUUAUUCCAAAAGCCAAAGCAGAAGCUGUGGGUUCGGGCCCACCCCAAAACUAAGCUAACCACCAGAUAACGUAACAACUUUUGAUGCCACUAACUUGUUGCCACGUGUCAGCCCCUGGAUUCUCUCCUCCCCACUUGGGUCUCCCUACAGUUAGACCUCCCUUCCUGGCUUCUCUUCACUGUGCUCACACUCGAAAUUAGUUGAGUUCUGAGAGCUUUGUGUGUGAGAGAUGUUGAAAGAAGAGACUAGUGAUGGUGGUGGUGGUGGUGGCAGCAGCAACAACUGGGCACGUGUAUGUGACACAUGCCACUCUGCAGCUUGCACAGUGUACUGUCGAGCAGACUCAGCCUACCUCUGUGCUAGAUGUGAUGCCCGUGUACAUGCUGCAAACCGGGUGGCCUCGCGCCAUGAACGUGUGUGGGUAUGUGAGGCAUGUGAGCGUGCACCUGCUGCCUUCUUGUGCAAGGCAGACGCUGCAUCCUUAUGCACUACAUGUGAUGCUGAAAUACACUCUGCGAAUCCACUUGCACGUCGCCACCAACGUGUUCCAAUUCUUCCAAUUUCAGGGUGCGUUUAUGGCCCCUCGGCCACUGACCUAGGUGGAAGAAAAAUUGCAUCAGCAGCUGAAACUGAAGACGGUUUUAUGGACCCGGAAGGAGAUGAGACAAUUGCCGAGGAAGAUGAGGAUGAGGCAGCUUCAUGGUUACUGCUGAAUCCUGGGAAGAAUAGCACAAACCAGAAUAACGGGUACUUGUUCGGUGGGGAGGUUGAUGACUAUCUGGACCUUGUGGAGUACAAUUCAAGUGUUGAGAAUCACAUCACAGAUCACUAUAAUCAGCAGCAGCAACAUUAUAGUGUUCCAAACAAGAGUUAUGGGGGUGACAGUGUUGUGCCAAUUCAGUCUGGAGAAGCCAAAGAUCACUUGCAGCAGCAGCAACAUCAACAGCAGAGUCUUCAAUUUGGCCUGGAUUAUGAGUCCUCAAAAGCUGCAUACAGCUACAAUGGUUCCGUUAGUCACAGUGUAUCCCUUUCCUCUGUGGAUGUUGGUAUUGUGCCAGAAUCAACUAUAAGUGAUAUCUCAAUCUCGCACCCAAGGCCCCCCAAAGGUACAAUUGACCUUUUCUCUGGACCUCCCAUUCAGAUGCCAACACAACUUACGCCAAUGGACAGGGAGGCCAGGGUCCUGAGAUACAGAGAGAAGAAGAAGACAAGAAAGUUUGAAAAGACAAUAAGGUAUGCUUCAAGGAAGGCAUAUGCAGAAACAAGACCUCGGAUCAAGGGUCGGUUUGCAAAGAGAGCAGAUGUCGAAGUUGAAGUGGACCAGAUGUUCUCCACAACACUAAUGACAGAAACUGGAUAUGGCAUUGUCCCUUCAUUCUAAAUGCAGUGACAAAAGGAAAAAGGAAACAGAAACCUCUAUGGAUGAGAAUUGUACGAGUUGAUAGUAAAGCUCUAAUGCUGAUACUGUAUCUUUUUCAAUCUAAUUGGUCUGAAUCAAUUAGAUAGUAUAUGUUUAGUAAUUUUGUUGAUUGUCUAGAUCAUGCUAUCUUGUAAAUGCAUGUAUAUCUAUAAUUUUGGAAUUUAGUGCUUUGGAAUUACAAUUAUCCUUUUCUUGGGGUUCCA
Molecule: messenger RNA, 1791 nt
Organism: Theobroma umbraticum
Lineage: Eukaryota; Viridiplantae; Streptophyta; Magnoliopsida; Malvales; Malvaceae
Product: zinc finger protein CONSTANS-LIKE 2-like
Biological process (GO): regulation of flower development; regulation of photoperiodism, flowering
Cellular component (GO): nucleus
Molecular function (GO): protein binding; DNA-binding transcription factor activity; zinc ion binding
Source: RefSeq, a predicted model, not a curated record